UUUAUGUAACAUAUUCUUGGCUGCGAUAAACAACUACACCAUUAUGGCGAUGAAACCAGCAUUCAAUCCGGAAACUGGGAGCGUAUUAGAUAUUAAUGGAAUGUUUGUUGGGAAGACAAUUCAUGUCUAUGGAAAAUCUCAUGAAGAUGACAAUGGCAGAAUUGCGGUAAAUCUUCUUUGUGGACCCGAUGCUGACGACCAAAUUGCUCUACACAUCAAUCCGCGUUUCGAACAACAAACUGUUGUAAGAAACACCCGAGAUAGUUCGGGUUGGGGUGGGGAAGAACGAGAUAAAGAAUUUCCUUUCAAGAAACCCGGAAGGCAGUUUGCGAUCUGGAUCGUUUGCCGAGAGGAGCAUUUUGAGAUCUUCAUCAAUCGUUACAAACUAUUUGCAACAUACAAACAUCGUAUCCCGCUAAAGCUUAUAACCCAUGUUCAAGUGGCACAGAAUUGUGAUAUCAGUCUUGUAUGCUCUGGAAUAAAAGGUUUGGACGUCCCUGUUCAAGUCUUUGAUGAACCUUCAGCUCCACUGAAUAUUGAGGUGCCAUUUUUUAACAUCAGAAAUCAUUCUGUUACCAUCUAUGGUAAGCCAAAUGACUCUGACGGCAGGUUUACUGUCGAUUUCUGUCAAGGUGACAAAAUUCAUUUCCAUUUCAACCCAAGACUGAGUGAAGAUGAGAUCGUACGAAAUACAAAGGAUGGAGGAUGGGGAUCUGAAGAACGGCAGUUGGAAUUUCCGUUCCCGUUUGUCAAAGACGUUCCCUUCGUGGCAAAAAUAACAGCACGAAAGCAUGGUUUUGACGUUGAGAUAAAUGGCUGUAGUGCAUUCACUUACGCCAAGAGAAUCAGAUCAUUGAAAGCUAUACGUAACAUCGGCGUCCAUGGAGAUGCGGAAAUCAUGAAAGUGGUUAUUUCAUAAAAUGAUAUUUCGUCAAUGAAGCUCAAAUAGAGAACUCUUCAUAUUAUUUUGGAAUCAUAGUUUUGCUGACUACCGAAAAGUAUAUUAUAAUCCGCUCAAAAACGCAUAUAUAUUAGCAAACCGCUUUUCAACUUCAGUAGAUUUUUUGUGCAUGCUUUAAAAAUUCCAAAUUGUAAAACCAGGAAAUUAAAAGGAAAACCGUCUAGUAAUGCAAUUCUGCAGCUAAAUUGGUACUGGCACUGUUAUGUCGAGUGUCGCCUCAUAUCAAGUUCGAUUGAUUGAAGCGCUUAAAUGGCUUUAUACUUGUCUGAAUAAACUGCAGGUCGAAUUCCACGAUUUCACCCUUUUGGGGGUGUGCUCGUUUUGCCGGCCUUUGUAGACCUUACGUUGGGUAAAGUCCUAUAUAUAAACACUUUUUAAGAUUAAAAAAAAACUUCAACUUGUUAGAGAGCCAGCAUAUGCUUCUUGUUUUAACAUAUAAUAACUUUCAGUUUAUACCGAGCCUUCUUCGAGAGCCGUAAGGGCUAAAAAUGGUAAAACAUCACAUCUAACAUGUAUACAUUCCAAUUCAUUAAUAUUCUUGAUUGAACACGUUACUGUUGUUUUAAAUUCCAGGCCAUAUCUAUACCCAUAUCGCUUUUAUGACAAAUGUAGCUAAUAAAAGAUGUAGCAAGUUA
Molecule: messenger RNA, 1596 nt
Organism: Styela clava
Lineage: Eukaryota; Metazoa; Chordata; Ascidiacea; Stolidobranchia; Styelidae
Product: galectin-9-like
Molecular function (GO): carbohydrate binding
Source: RefSeq, a predicted model, not a curated record